This is a messenger RNA of Dacryopinax primogenitus, 618 nucleotides long. RefSeq names its product Psf2-domain-containing protein. Gene Ontology annotation, biological process: DNA replication; double-strand break repair via break-induced replication. The transcript has 4 exons. The record is from RefSeq and is a predicted model, not a curated record. Gene Ontology annotation, cellular component: nucleus; GINS complex. Bases 1 to 618 code for a protein of 205 amino acids. Lineage: Eukaryota; Fungi; Basidiomycota; Dacrymycetes; Dacrymycetales; Dacrymycetaceae.
AUGGCACUCCCAGCCCGGCUGAUGUUGAGUCCCCUUCCAGAAGAACUAGAGUUCAUCGCCCUGCAACAAACGGACAUCCUCGUCCGUCCCCAUUUCACAAUGGGCAAAAUCCGUCUUCUAUCCGGUUCUUAUGGCCCCUUCCGCGCAACAGCAAACAUUGAGCUACCCCUCUGGGUCGGCAAGUACCUCAAACAACAGGGCAAAUGCGCGCUCGUCCCUCCAUCAUGGCUGAACCCCGACUGGCUAGAAGAGAAACUAAAGCAGGAGAUGUCCAAACCGGAGGAGUUCGCUCCUCUUCCCUUCCGGUACGCGGAGAUUGCUAAGGUCUUCCUGGAUAUAGCGCCGGAGGACGUCCCUUCCCCCGAACGGGUCCGAUCGCUCCUGAAAGACAUCAGAGAAGUCCGGCAAGCAAAGACAAGAAAAGGUCUUGCCUUGGUGGACGAGACCGAACUUCGAAUGACAGGCCUAGGGUCGAUGGAGAUUAACGAACUGAGGCCGUUUUUGAUUCGCGCUAUGGGGGUGAUGCGUGUAUUAGCGAGCGUGCCUGAAGUCCCUGGCACGCAGGAUAAUUCCUUCGCAGCGGGUGAAAGUGGGAGUAGGAUGGAAGAGGACUGGUAG